Messenger RNA from Salvia miltiorrhiza (redroot sage), 3044 nucleotides. Its product is annotated as protein JOKA2. Lineage: Eukaryota; Viridiplantae; Streptophyta; Magnoliopsida; Lamiales; Lamiaceae. Bases 418 to 2910 code for a protein of 830 amino acids. The record is from RefSeq and is a predicted model, not a curated record. Gene Ontology annotation, molecular function: protein binding; zinc ion binding. The transcript has 6 exons.
GAUAAACUCGAUGACUUUAGUGGUUUCCUUUGGAAGCAAGAAAUGAGAAAAUAAUCGAAACAUUAAACCGAUAUUGCAAAAAUUAAGAUCACACUCUUCAUCUAGUCACCUUCCUUCUAUAUAUACAUACACACAAAAUCCGUUGCGUUUCAGUCUCUCUCUCUCACCCUUUUCCUCACUCAUUGAGAUCAUCGAUAUUUUGACGCGGCUCACGGAUACGCGUGGUUUGCCGUGAAAAUCCGUCUCUGAUUUCGAUCAACCUGACUAAUCGUUGUGAGAAUUUCGGAUAUUUGCUCCUUCGCCGUUGGUUUCGGGUUUUUUCGUUGGAAAAUUUGCGAAUUUGGUUUUCUAGGGUUGGGGCUUGGCUUUGUUUGAUUGCUAGCUUUUGUUUGCGGCUUACCUGGAACGCUACUAGCUAUGGAGGCUCCGUCUACUGUGGUGAUCAAGGUCAAGUAUGGGGAUAUGCUUAGGCGUUUCAAUGCCCCUAUUGUUGAUGAAAAACUUUCCAUGAACAUGGAUGGGCUGAGAGAGAAGAUCCUUUCGCUCUUCAGCUUUGCUCUUGAUACUGAUCUGAUGCUUACUUAUGUUGACGAAGAUGGGGAUGUGGUUAAUCUUGUUGAUGAUGAUGAUCUUCGUGAUGUCGUAAAACAGGGUCUGAACCCCGUGAGAGUAACAGUAAAAGUGAAUAAUGAUAAGAAUGGGAAGCAAACUUAUUCUAGUGUUAGUUCUACUCCUUCUAGGUCUCCUCCUGUGCAACCUCUACCAAAUCUGAGUGCUGGUGUCUCUGAGCUUCUGAGGCAUGUUCCCGAGCCUAUGCGUGAAGCAUUGGCGAAACUUUCUGAAGAAUUGGCAUCCAAGGCAUCGUCCUCUUCUCCUGGUAUUUCUAACUUUGCUGACAACUUGUCAAAAGUCAGCUUAUCCUAUUUGGGCCAGCUUUCGGACUCUGCUGUGAUGUCUAACGUGCAGAAUGGUGCUCCUGAGACCAGCUCAGCUACAGAUAACAAAGAUUCUGAACCCCCCAAGGUUGCUGCUGAAAAACCUAAGCCAGAUGCUAGGAUGGAAAGUAACGAGGUCAAAAUUCAAAAUGCAACUGGGCCCAGGAAGGAUGGCCCAACUUUUGACUUCAAUGCUGUGGCUGCUGCCCUUGAGUCUGAGAAUGCCAGUGGUUCCAAGCCUGAAUCAGGCGGUGUUCCCCAUACUAUUCGUAGAAGAGAAAAAGUCAGGAAGAAUGUUGAAUGUUCUAACGGAAAGUCGCAUGUGACCAGCAACCCUCCAGCUGUUGCAAUCAAUGUCGAGAAGGUUGCAGAACCUGGGUCGAACCCUUGUGAUGGUUCUUCUAAUCUUGUGAAUGGAGGUCACGUCCCCGACAACUUGACAUCUGUCGUAAUUGAUGCUUUCAAGAAGGCAACAUCACCAACCUGGUCUCCUUACAAAGAUGUAAAUUUGGGCUCACUUCGUGGUCUAAGUUGCAUGUAUGAGUGCCCAUUUUCUGGUACAUCACUGGAGAAUGCCUCAGCAGCUCCCCAACAUUCCGCUUCUGAUGCAAAUCCCUUUAGGAGAAGUCAUAGUCAAAAUGAUAGCAGUGGGAAUAUCUUCCAUCGAGGGGUUCGUUGUGAUGGUUGUGGUAUCCACCCUAUAGUUGGCCCGAGGUUCAAGUCGAAAGUGAAGGUUGAUUAUGACUUGUGCCGUGUUUGCUAUGAUAAAAUGGGGAAUAACAAUGAAUAUGUCAGAAUGGACCGCCCAGCAGUUUACCGACAUCAUUUGCCCCAUUUUCGGGUGAGGGACCAGGGUGGACUGAUCCCUCAUGUUUACAGAGGUCAUAAGAUUAAACUCGGUUCAGCGAAGCUAGAUAGUCGCUUCAUUCAAGAUGUUAACAUAUUUGAUGGUACUGUUAUGGCACCUUUAACUCCAUUUACCAAGAUAUGGCGGAUGAGGAACAAUGGUACAGUCGCAUGGCCCCAAAAAACUCAACUUGUUUGGAUUGGAGGAGAUAAAUUGACCGAUGCACAUUCUAUGGAAGUACAAAUUUCUGCUGCUGGAUUACAGGUAGACCAGGAGCUUGAUGUUGCCAUUGAUUUCAUCUCUCCAGAGCUUCCAGGACGGUAUAUCUCGUAUUGGAGGAUGGCCUCACCAUCUGGCCAGAAGUUUGGGCAGCGUGUUUGGGUUCUAAUCCAGGUUGAUGCUUCUACUAUUCAAGAAUCGCCUCGUGAUACCGUAAGAAAUUUGAACCUUAACUUGCCCCCUAUAAGCAGCUCCAUGACUGGCGUGGAAAUUAUUAACGUGGAUUCCGAAGCAACAGCGGAUGCCAGUCGCCGUAAGGUCGGUGACUCAAAAAAGAUUGUGGAAUCGGGAUUACUGAACACGGACAAUGAGCUGAAAUUCCCUAUCAAUGAUAGCUUGUUGGUUGGUAAUGGAGCUGGAUCGAGCUCUGCUCCCUCUUCAUCAGCUUUAUAUCCUAUCAUAGACCUCGGUGAUAUGGAACCACCUCUCCCGUCGGUAUCUCCUGCUAUGCCUAUCCAUGUGUUGCAGCCACCGCCUUCACCUGUCCCUUCUGCUAUGCCUAUCCCGAUGCCGCCGCCACCACCACCUCCUGCAGCACACAUUGCCAUUGUACCCGAAUCUGUUGAGCUUCCCGAAAAGCAACUAAUGGAGGAUAAACUUCUGAGGGAACUUGAGGAGAUGGGCUUCAAACAGGUGGAUCUAAACAAGGAAGUAUUGAGGAUGAACGAGUAUGAUCUCGAGCAAGCAGUGGAUGAUCUCUGUGGUGUUUCCGAGUGGGAUCCUAUCCUUGAAGAGCUCGAAGAGAUGGGUUUUCGUAACACAGAAAUGAACAAGAAGCUACUGAAGAAGAACAAUGGGAGCAUCAAGCGUGUUGUCAUGGACCUCAUCGCUGGAGAGGGGGAUGUUUAGGAUGGUUCAUGAUCCAUAUAAUGAUGGCUAUGAAUAAAUAUGUUAAUAUGGUACGCCCUUUCCAGUAUCUUAGACGGGGCUAAUUUAUGCUUGUUGAACUUUUAGCUGUGUUUAUAUAAGUAUUUCUCACUGAA